AAAACGAUGGUCGCGACAUUUGUGUCAAAAGCAUGUCAUAUUGCAACAAUUCCUCUUAAUGAGCAAAGAACUGUUACUGCGAAUUGGUAUACCACCAUUUGUUUGCCAAAAGUCAGCACCGAUCUUCGAAAAAUCAACCCCGAAAGAAGAAUCAUCCUCUACCAAGACAAUGCAAGCUCGCACACAGCCCAAAAAACAAGGCAGUAUUUAACGGAAGAAAACGUGGAAUUAUUGAACCAUCUUCCAUAUAGUCCCGAUCUAAGUCCUAACGAUUUCUUUACUUUCCCGAAAAUUACAAACAGACUGCGUGGUCGAAGGUUCCAGUCACCAGAAGAAGCAGUUGACGCAUUCAAAAAUGCCGUUUUGGAUCUGCCAGCAAACGAGUGGAAUAAGUGCUUCGAAAAUUGGUUCGAGCGCAUGCAGAUGUGUAUUAAUCUUCGUAGAAAAUACUUCGAAAAACAAUAA
Acanthoscelides obtectus is the source of this 465-nucleotide messenger RNA. The record is from the annotation of a GenBank genome assembly. Lineage: Eukaryota; Metazoa; Arthropoda; Insecta; Coleoptera; Chrysomelidae.